AAGCAAACAAAAAAGUGAGUUCUAACAAUGACAAACACUAUUCGAAUAAUCUUAGUUAUGGGCGAUAACAGAGCAGCUAUUUUGCUAUAUAUACGGCGGGGCUCUCUAAUAGCGUCAAGUCAGUUUACUAUUUGCACUCCAGUACCUCGCACGGUAUACUCGAUUUCGCAAUGCCCAACAUGGAUCUCUACAAUAUGCCCGGUGCUCCGACCAGCCGUGCCGUUCAGAUGACUGCCAAGGCUCUGGGCCUCGAACUGAACUCCAAGUUCAUAAACACCAUGGAGGGUGACCAACUGAAGCCGGAGUUUGUGAAAAUCAACCCGCAGCACACCAUUCCCACCCUGGUGGACAACGGAUUCGCCAUCUGGGAGUCCCGCGCCAUUGCGGUCUACCUGGUGGAGAAGUACGGGAAGACCGAUUCCCCACUCUACCCUAAGGAUCCCCAGAAGCGAGCUGUGAUCAACCAGCGGCUGUACUUCGACAUGGCCAUCCUGUACGACGCCCUCACCAAGUACAUGUACCCCCUCUUCCGCACUGGCCAGCUGGGGGAUCAGGAGUCGUUGGACAAGUUCAAUGCCGCCCUGGAGUUGCUCAACACGUUCCUGGAGGGUCAGGACUACGUGGCCGGCAGCAAACUGUCCGUGGCCGACAUCGUCAUCCUGGCCACCCUGUCCACCAUCGAGAUGAUUUCGUUUGACUUGCAGAAAUUCCCGAACGUGGAGAGGUGGUACAAGAAUGCCCAGAAGGUCACUCCUGGUUGGGCAGAGAACUUGGAAAGCCUUAAGCAGUUGCAGAAGUUCAUAGAGCAGAAGAUGGCAGAAAAGAAGUAAAUGGUUAGGAUAAUUUAAUUUAUAAAUAAAAAUCAAUGAAAAGCAAGAUAGCAGUGGAAAAAUUGUUAUGGAAGAAAAUUUUCUUAUUUGAUGUGUAAGCGCUCUUAUAAUUUUAAAAACUAAAACUCGU
Molecule: messenger RNA, 960 nt
Organism: Drosophila gunungcola (fruit fly)
Lineage: Eukaryota; Metazoa; Arthropoda; Insecta; Diptera; Drosophilidae
Product: glutathione S-transferase D7-like
Exons: 1
Coding region: 171-830 (219 amino acids)
Biological process (GO): glutathione metabolic process
Molecular function (GO): glutathione transferase activity
Source: RefSeq, a predicted model, not a curated record